AUGCUGUCUAGCGCCGGUUUUCGGACGCACUGUAUUGGCGCUCUCGUUACGGUAGGACGGAUACAAUCCCUCUACUAUGAUCGCUCUAUCAUCAUUGUGUGCAAACCGAUUGACAUGUUUAAAUCGCACGGCAAGCAGCCGAAGAUUACAGAAGAGACUCUGACGGACGAGUUCGCCGCAAUGCUUGUGGGAUUGGGUCAACUCACUCUGAGGCAGUGCGGCAUCCAAGAGGAAUUCUGCUAUGACAGGGCGCUCAUCGAGAAUCACAACGUGUACAUGGACAGGUGUGGCAACCCCAAGGACAAGGAGAAUUUUGACAAGACGGCGCUGUUUGUUGGGGUGAAGCUCAAGCUGAAGUCGGGUGAAGAUGAGAAAAACGUUGAGGUCACCCUUGGCCGAAUUCUUUCACGCCGGGCUGGGAUCGUCGGUCGGGAUACUUGCGUUGUCGGGGCGACAUCGGAGCAUGAUGAGUGGAAGGGUAAAGAAUUGGUUGUCAAGAUUAGUUGGCCUGCUACCAGUCUAAAAUCGGAGGCAGAGUUUGUCAUUAAAGCCAGAGAGAAGGCGCGAUCCAUGCAGCAAGGGAAAAGGCCAGACUGGGCCUUAGACCAUUUGCCCGACAUUCUCCUUUCUCAAGACUUUGACUAUGCUGCGGAUUCUACUCAGGCAAAUCUCAUAGCCUUCUUCGCAAAAGCUAUGUUCGCAGAGGAGGAAAAGUUCGAGUAUGAAAAACGCGUCUGUCGGAUUAUGGUCCAGGAGAGGCUGUAUUCUCUGGAAGAACUGCGGACGGUUCAAGAAUAUGCUCAGGUCUUUUUUGAUAUUUUCCAGAUUCACAAAUGGCUCUAUGAUCACCCAGGAAUCCUCCAUCGUGAUAUCAGUCCUGGGAAUAUCAUGUGGCGCCGCACCGUCGACGGUCAUUUACGUGGUGUCCUCAACGACUUUGACUUGUCCGCCUACCGACAUGAGACUGGCCCUUCAUUGCGUCAGCGCAUCGGAACUCUGCCGUACAUGGCGUAUGAACUUCUCGCAAAUGACGAGAAUGGACAACCACCCAUGCACCUCUAUCGACACGAUGUAGAGUCCAUCUUCUACACCAUUCUCCUCCUCUGUUGUCGUUACGAGGUUGUGGCUAAACAAGGCCCUGAUGGACACCCGAUCCUGGAACGCACACGAGUCCAUUCCCCAUUCGAUCACUGGUACGUGCUUAAUCGUGCUGGGUUGAAUGCUCAGAAAUGCGUUUUUCUCAUGGGACGUUUCCAAUCGUAUCCUGAAGUUAACAGCGGAUUGACCGACUUUCAGCCCUGGGUCAGUGGCCUUUACAGCCGGUUCAUGGCAGGACUGAUUGGUCUCAAUUUACAUACCCUGAUCCCUCAAACAGACCCCUUCGACAAUGAAACUUUGCAGAGCUGGGUUUCUUACUCCGCCAUUGUCAACAUCUGCAGCGAAUUCGCUGGUUCGGCACUCGUAGUGCACAAUGAUCAGCUCGAAGUAGAUUCCUGA
This is a messenger RNA of Guyanagaster necrorhizus, 1497 nucleotides long. RefSeq lists its product as uncharacterized. The coding region runs from base 1 to 1497 and encodes 498 amino acids. Gene Ontology annotation, molecular function: protein kinase activity; ATP binding. The record is from RefSeq and is a predicted model, not a curated record. Lineage: Eukaryota; Fungi; Basidiomycota; Agaricomycetes; Agaricales; Physalacriaceae. Gene Ontology annotation, biological process: protein phosphorylation. The transcript is spliced from 2 exons.